This is a messenger RNA of Paramecium tetraurelia, 561 nucleotides long. RefSeq lists its product as uncharacterized. The record is from RefSeq and is a predicted model, not a curated record. Lineage: Eukaryota; Ciliophora; Oligohymenophorea; Peniculida; Parameciidae. The transcript has 3 exons.
AUGAAUUCACAAUUAUAGGGAAUUCCAGAUAACUUGGAUUAGAAAUUAGAAUUUUUUAAUGAGCGUAAACAACAGGAACUCCAGAAGAGGGCUAGAAUACUAAAAUACUCUCAUUUAAAAAGCAAAGGCUAUACUUUUGGUUUGGGUAGAAAUCCUAUGGAAAAACAAUUAGAAACUCCAGGGCCAGGUCAUUAUAUAACUCAAUAGUCUGAAACUCCAAUCAGUUACAGUAUGGGUGUAAGACUCAAUCAGAAAGGUAAUUGUAAUAGCAUUGCAUUAGUUCAUAAAUUUGAGGCUCCUCCUUUGGGAACUUAUGAAAUCAAAGGUUUAGAUAAAUAUGGUUAUUAUACUAACUCCAAAUUUAAAAAUGCUUGUGCAACUCUCUUCAGUCCGCUGAAAAACAGUAAUGCUAAACAAUCAAUUGUAACUCCAGGUCCUGGUGAUUAUGAAUUACCAGGAAGUAUUAAUUCAAGAGGGAAGUAUUUCGUUUCUAAUUUUAAAACAAAUCAAGGUUGGGCUCUUGGUAAAAAAUCACUUUCUCAAAGAAAGGCUUAUUAUUGA